GUCAUGUCGCAUUGAUGAGGUAAUAGCAAACAUGGCGGCGCUCGGUACAGCACGGUGUUUGUUACGGAGCUACUCUUGGGUGAAAAAUGUCCAAACGAACAAGCAAAUGUUGGUCAGGUGUAGCGUCAGGACGCUUUGCAGUGGGACACAAGAUAACAACUUUUCGGACAGCACCAAGCUCCAGUUCUCAGAUCCAGCUGUACAGGACAUCCUCACCACGAUAACAGGCCUGGACCUGCAGAAAGUGUUCCGACCCAUUAAGCAGAAGCUGAAGCCACCUACGUAUAAACUCAUGACUGAUGAGCAGCUGCAGAAGGCUACAGAGGUAGCCGCAGAACAGGCCAAGAAACUGCUGCAGAUGCCCCCCGUCCUGCCAGAGAGGAAGCCCAUCAGUGAUGUUCUGUCUGAGGACAAGAUCCUGGAUGGCAUGGAUACAGCCAAAUACGUCUUCACAGACAUCACCUUCACCGUCCCACACAGGGAGAGGUUCAUUGUUGUACGGGAGCCCAAUGGGACCCUUAGGAAGGCAACCUGGGAGGAGAGAGACCGGCUCAUUCAGGUCUACUUCCCCAAGGGCGGGCGCAACAUCACAGCACCUCUCCUCUUCAAGGAGGAGAACCUCAAGAUGGUGUUUUCCCAGGACCGUCAUGAGGAUGUGUUGAACGUGUGUCUGGUCCAGUUUGAACCAGACUCUUCAGAAUACAUCAGGGUACAUACAGCCACCUAUGAGGACCUUGACAAGCACAGCAAAUAUGAGCUGCUGCGCUCCACCAGACAUUUUGGAGGCAUGGUUUGGUACCUGGUCAAUUCUCGCAGGGUGGAUGGGCUCAUAGUGGACAUGCUGAAUAAAUAUCUGCUCCAGGAUGCUGUGAGCCUAGUGUCUCUGUUCCACAUGGUCUACCCGCACAGUGAGUCAGCCCAGGAAGCUGCCAGACAGCAAGCCACUGGCACAGACUUGGUAAAGAUCUAUGCCCAGAAGGAGUCCCAGAGGGCAGGUUACAUCGAGCUGGCCCUGCAGGCAUAUGAACAGAUGACUGCUAAGAGCUCUGCUGCCUGACUGGCGCACUCCUAGAUAGAAAUAUCCAAAUUCACUGACAAACCUGAGGAACAUCACUGAAAACAGACAGUUUUGUUUUCUUUCACUAUUGGGUCAAAGGGUCAUAUGUGCUCCUUUGCUUCAGAGCCUUCAACCUGAAUCUGAAGAAUCAGCUUUCAAAUGGACUGUUAAGAUGCACAAGGUUUGUCAUUUAUCCAUGUAGAGAAAUAACAAGAAAAUGCUCUUACUGAAUGUUUGUAUUUGAUUUGGGGCCCCUGAGUCAACAUGGUGUGUUGUUGUGUAUGAUGUACAUAACAAAGUAAAGACCUUUGUAUUUGUGUGAGGCAUUGUUGGAGUAAAAUAACCUGAUGUCAUGGAAGACUUUAUUGAUAAAAUUCACUUCUCAAGUCCAGGUACACAGUAACAUCCAAACAGCCUUUAAAAAAACAUCUGUAACAAAUGUAUUUCAUGUCAGUUUAUCUGAUAAACCCAGAGCUGCAGUAAGAGUCGAUACAAGUUUUGAGAAGUAAAUAUGAACCAAACUACAGCAAGCAAAGGUAAUAAAGACACUGACUAUAACCAAAUGAGAUUUGUUUAAAUCUUGGGCUUGAUCAACAGUGUUGAAUACAUUUUUCUAAAAAUUAUGGCAUUCAGAAAAUGCAAACAGCCUUGUCCCAGGUAGAAAUUCAAGAAUAUUGCUUUUAUGAGCUAAAAUCCAUCAUGAAUAUUAGAAAAUGGUAGAUUUUACUUCAACAAUGAAAGCAAUGUUCAAACUUCAAGAAUUGCUUUGGGGUUUGGAUUACACCCUGAUCAACAGUGGUGUUACACUGGAAAAAGAUACCAUUAUUAUUUUUUUGUGUUGUGCACAUUGCAGUCGGUUGGUGAAGCAUUCUACCCAUGAAACAUUUUACUGCAAACUGAUAAGUUAGUGAUGUGAAAGAGCUCUAACAAAAACUGUAAUGAUAGUCAAUGUAUUGUUAAAAUACAAAAUAUUUAAUGUAAAAAAGGUAAUGGAAUGCCGCAACAGUCUUGAUUUGGAUACCUUUGCUUAAAUGUAUCCCAUAUUCCUAAAUAAACACACAAGCUUUUCUAUUUCUUA
Molecule: messenger RNA, 2135 nt
Organism: Scatophagus argus
Lineage: Eukaryota; Metazoa; Chordata; Actinopteri; Scatophagidae
Gene: mrps22
Product: mitochondrial ribosomal protein S22
Exons: 7
Coding region: 32-1057 (341 amino acids)
Cellular component (GO): mitochondrial small ribosomal subunit
Molecular function (GO): structural constituent of ribosome
Source: RefSeq, a predicted model, not a curated record